AUGGAAGCCACGGAUUACAAUCAGUCCCAUGAAAACUAUACGGAUUUCUUUGUUUCUCCCAGUGUGUUUCCAUAUCUUAAGGCCUUUUGCAUCACUUGCUACAGUUUCACAUUUAUUGUCGGAAUCGUGGGAAAUGGUUUAGUCAUCUGGAUUGCUGGGUUCAAGAUGAAGACCGUCGGUGCGGUGUGGUUCCUCAACUUGGCCAUUGCCGACUUCCUGUGCUGCCUCUUUCUUCCGUUCGGCAUUGCGGAGUGGUCUUUGUUCACCCUAACUUACUUUCCUGAAGAGUUGUGUAAAAUCAGUGUAAUGACAUUGAUUCUGAACAUGUGCAGCAGCGUCUACUUCCUAACCGUCAUCAGCGUUGACCGUUGUGUGUCCGUGACAUGGCCAAUUUGGGCAAAGCUACGCAGGACACGCAAAUUAGCGCACAUUAUUUCCGGCAUGGUUUGGGGGCUUUGUCUGAUUUUGAGUGUUCCAUUUAUUGCCUUUCACAAUCUACACACUGACUUUUCAGACUGUUCGGAAAAGUCUGAGCAAUUUGAAAACAGUUCAUCAUAUCAAUUAGUGAAAACGUUGCGGCACGCUAGAUUUGCCAUUAUGUUUGCGCUGCCCUUCGCCGCCAUCCUUGUGUCUUAUGGUCUUCUAUUUCUAAAGCUGAAGAAAAAAAGGAGACGAUCGAUACAAUCCCAGCAAUCCUAUCAGAUAUUAAUUGCAGUUGUGAUCUGCUUCUUCAUCUGCUGGUUCCCGUAUUAUACCUGGCCCCUUGUCCCCGUUAACAAAGCUAAACACCAAUUAGAUAACCUGAUUAAUGAAAUUUGCAUAUGUGUGGCUUACAUGAACAGUUGCAUAAAUCCUAUUCUGUAUGUGUUCUUUUGCCGAGACUUCAAGGACAAUUUAAUCAAAUCCAUUCCAGCAAGCCUGGAGAAAGCCUUCUUGGAUAGAUCUGACGUUCAGAGUAUUGAAGAACUGAGUGGUUAA
This is a messenger RNA of Rana temporaria (common frog), 978 nucleotides long. RefSeq names its product C3a anaphylatoxin chemotactic receptor-like. Gene Ontology annotation, molecular function: complement receptor activity; N-formyl peptide receptor activity. The record is from RefSeq and is a predicted model, not a curated record. Gene Ontology annotation, cellular component: plasma membrane. Lineage: Eukaryota; Metazoa; Chordata; Amphibia; Anura; Ranidae. The transcript has a single exon. Bases 1 to 978 code for a protein of 325 amino acids. Gene Ontology annotation, biological process: positive regulation of cytosolic calcium ion concentration; complement receptor mediated signaling pathway; inflammatory response.